GCAGGACCACACCUUCUCCUGAACACAGCCGUCGCUAACAAUCCAGACGAUGCACUUAUCUGGGAUCAAGUACCACACCAUUACUGAAUCCAUGCCACCUCCCCGACAAAUAGUAUCAACAAACUCCGUGGCUUCGUAAUACAAGCAGCUUCGGGAAUUCUUUUGAGUAUCGCAAGGACGUCGACACUGUGUUUAAGGAGGAGCUCGGCCCCAUGUAGCUUGGGCUCCGCAACGCCCUGGCUGACGACAGACCCGCUCCAGGUUCCCGAACACGAUCAAACACAAUCGGAAAAGAUCUCAUCAUCCCAUCCCAUCCCCGUUCAUCCGCCAUGGCUCUGCUCUACGGCGACCUCGACGACGAGAUCGACUAUAUUUUUUCGCAGGCAUCGGCCCCCAGGGCAGAAUGCGACGAUUGGGCCCGCACGAUCUGUACCGUGGUGGCGGGGCUAAAUCGCGAGAAGAUCGUCCAGUUCCGAAACAUGAACGUCCAGCUAGACAUGAGGAUGUUGGACCUGGCUAGACAGAUUCAUGGAAAAGUUGUGCCUGUAGGUGCUGCCCUGGGCCAAAUUGGCGACGACGGGCAACGACAGCUCGCAAUAUACGAGAUGGACAGACUGCCGGGAGACAACUACGCCAUGGUGCGCACCUCUCUAGCGGAAGUACCCCAAAGCCAGUUGGCCGCCGUACACAGCCUGGCGAGGUUCUUUGCGCAGGCCUGGCGCAGGCCGGUGGCUCUAGAUCGCGACCUCAACGAGUUGAAUAUCCUUGUCGACGGCCGCAGCGGCAUUAUCACAAGGGUUAUCGACUGGACUGACGCGGGCAUCCAGCCCUUCGGUCUUACUCUGUACGCGCUAGAAAAAUUCAUUGGCAGCAUGGGCCGAGACGGAUGGGUCUUCUUCGAUAACGCCGGCGCGCUGAGGGAUGAGUUCUGGAGGGCAUUCACUCUCUACCCUGGGCAAGUGUCCUACUCACAGAUGAGGAUUAUUCAGGCUGCGAGAAAGGCGGGAUAUCUUCUCCGGUACGGAACAUUCUACAGCACCGGGCAAAAGGGAGUUGUAGGGAUCGAGAACAUGAGCAUUGAAAAAAGACGUCUGUAUCUUCAGGCGAUUCUUUAA
Molecule: messenger RNA, 1115 nt
Organism: Chaetomium strumarium
Lineage: Eukaryota; Fungi; Ascomycota; Sordariomycetes; Sordariales; Chaetomiaceae
Exons: 4
Coding region: 330-1115 (261 amino acids)
Source: RefSeq, a predicted model, not a curated record